GUUCUCUCCAUUUCCUGCCAAAUUCACGGAUGUACCCUGAGCCAUUUUAUAAGGGCCCCCUGCCACCAUCUUAGGUGUAGACGCUCCUUUAAAAACACCCAGCGCCCUGAUCUCAGCUAAGGAGGGCAGUGGAUUAGCUACUGGGCGCCUUUUACCUAGGAAAAGCCACUGCCCAGGGGACUCACGGCUUUCCACAGUUUGUUCAUAAAGUUGAUGCUGGGCCCACAAGGAGUGAGCGAGGCGUGGUCUCAGCAGGCAGCCUGAUUCCCAGACCUCCUGAAUUUCCAGUGCUUGCGCAGGGGGCAGAGACGCAGCCAGUAUGAGCGGCCCCCAGGCGGCCAUAUCUGGCACUGAGGAACUCUCCACAUUCAGGGUCAAGCGCACGAACGGCCCGGAGGCGGCCGUGGCCGACUGGGAACACAGCGAAGUCAGGUGCACGAACAGCCCGCAGGCAGCCGUGGCCGACAACUGUGCUUUCACGGAACGCUGCCCUUCUGGAAAGUCAGCGUGGAGGCAUCUCCCCUUCGGAAGGUGAAUGCUGUAGCAUGUUAAUCGCCCCAAUCACCACAUGCAGCGAGGGAGGUAUUCAAGAAGGAACACAAUGCACCAAGUGUAAAAGUAACUGGGGGCUGAAGAUUUCCAUCAUACUAUUGUAUAUAUUAUGUGCCAUACUAAUAAUAACAGUAGUCAGUCUGGCAUACACAGUUUUAGAAAAAAUGGAUAAUGUUACUGGUGGCAUGGAAACUUCACACAGAAGAUAUACAGACAAACUCACAGAAGUGGAAAGUAACCUGAAGAAACUGGAUUACCAAGCUGGAGAGAAAGCUGUGAACACCAAUACAGAGCUUUCAAGCUUCAAAGCCGAUAUCUUGGCCCUCCGCCAGCAGCUUCGAGAGAUUUCAGAGAAAACUGCAAAGAACAAAGAUACACUGGAGAAGCUGCAAGAGUCUGGUAACGUUUUAGAUGACCAGCAGAGCCAAAUGAAAGGUGUUUUGGAUAGCAACUCUUUCAUGAUCAUCAGUGUCAACAAAACUCUCCAAGCUUAUAAUGGCUACAUCAGUGAUCUCCAGCAGGACACAAGUAACAUCCAGACAAGUUUGCAAAGUCAAAUGCACUCACAUAAUGUAGUCAUCAUGAAUUUAAACAAUUUGAAUCAGACACAGGUUCAACAAAGAGAUCUUAUCAGUACUUUACAGAGAUCUGUGGAUGAUACAAGUCAAGCUAUCCAAAGAAUCAAAAGUGACUUUCAAAACCUUGAGCAGGUUGCCCUCCAGGCACGGAAGGACACUGAGUGGCUUAAAGAGAAAGUGCAGAAUUUACAGAUAUUAACAGCCAACAACUCUGCUUUGGCCAAAGCUAAUAAUGAUACACUUGAGGAUAUGAGCAGUCAGCUUACUUCAUUCAAUGGGCAAAUGGACAACAUCACCACUAUUGCACAAGCCAAUGAACAAAAUCUGAAGGAUCUCCAGGAACGCCAUAAAGAGUAUGAAAACAAAACAUCUGCUAAGUUUAACCAGCAAGAAGAACGGUUUCAAAACUUUGAGGUAGAUAUAGUCACCAUCAUUAAUAAUAUUAGCUAUACUGCCCAUCACCUGCGGACACUAACCAGCAACCUCAAUGAUGUCAGGACAACAUGCACAGACACUCUUAGUAAACAUACUGAUGAGCUGACUUUUAUGAAUAACUCAUUAUUGAAUAUUCGCCUGGAUGCUACUGCUCUCAGGACACAACAGGAUGUGAUGAGGACAAGAUUAGAUAAUGAAGUAGCCAAUUUAUCAAUAAUAAUGGAAGAAAUGAAGCUGGUGGAUUCCAAACAUGGUCAGCUCAUUAAAAAUUUCACAAUACUACAAGGCCCUCCAGGCCCAAGAGGUCCCAAAGGUGACAGAGGGCCCCAAGGUCCUCUUGGUCUUACUGGGCCGAAAGGACAAAAAGGAGAAAAAGGUGAACCAGGACCACCAGGACCUCAAGGUGAAAAGGGACCAACUGGACCAAUGGGACCGCCAGGUGAAAAAGGUGGGAAAGGUUCCCGAGGUUCACCUGGAUCCAAAGGCCAGAGAGGUUCAACUGGGAAGACUGGUCUGCCAGGACCUAGUGGAGACCCAGGACCACCUGGACCAAUGGGCAGAGAUGGCCCUCAAGGCCCACCGGGCCUACCUGGACCCCAAGGUCUACAAGGAACUGUUGGUGAGCCAGGAAUACCUGGUCCUCGUGGAUUGCCUGGUCUGCCUGGGCCACCUGGACUGCGUGGUAUACAAGGACAACCUGGACCUCCUGGGCCACCAGGUCCAGGAAUGCCUGUGGCACUGCAAAGUGAGGCUAAUGGUUGUCCUGUUUACUGGAAGAAUUUUUCAGACAACUGUUAUUACUUUUCAUCAGAAAGAGCCAUUUUUGAAGAUGCAAAGGUUUUCUGUGAAGAGAAGUCAUCACAUUUGGUGUUCAUAAACAGUAAAGAGGAGCAGCAAUGGCUUAAAAAGCAGGUUAUUGCAAAAGGCAGCUUUUGGAUUGGCCUCACAGACUCAGCAAAGGAGGACGAGUGGCGAUGGCUGGAUGGAACCCUACCAGAAUAUGUCAACUGGAGUGCUGGGCAGCCUGAUAACUGGCAACAUGGGCACGGACCAGGGGAAGACUGUGCUGGGCUAAUCCAUGCUGGGCUCUGGAAUGACUUCCACUGUGAAGACGUUAACAAUUUUAUUUGUGAACAAGAAAUGGAAAAAGCUCAGCCUCCAGGAUUGUAAUAGGCUGUGAACUGAGAGACACAAAUUACUGAGAUUUCCUUAGAGAUGAAAAAUCCUCUGGGACUGAAUCAUCACCAAACCAAAAGAGGGAGCACUGAGAACUGGUUUUGAUGAGCAAGAUUCAUCAGCACAAUUCAUCCUCCUUGGCUUCUUAUUUUUCAGGGGCUUUAGAAUCUGUUGCACAAAUGUGUUUAUUGGAAAUGCAAUUGGACUGAACCAACUAUAGAUCAUCUUUAAUCAUAAAGCAUACAAAUAUGCAAGAUUUCUUCAAGUAAAAAAUGGACUAUGCCAAGCUGACUACAAAUAAUGAAUUUUCCAUUAUAGGGAUGGGGAGAGAAACAAAGCUACUGUGUAAACACAACAGCCACUUGCAAAAAUUCCAAAUAUAGGCAAAUUAUAUAAAUAUACAUUUAUAAAUAUAUAUAAAUUUUAUAUAUAAAUAUAUAUAGUCCAAUUCUGAUCAGUAAUUUAGAAUAUACUUUUAAAAGCUUUUAAAUUUUUGUAUUUUUGUACAAAAUAUUUUCCUAUUACAUUGGUCUUUUUAACUGCCUUUUUAUUAUAUAAAUAUAGUACACAAAAGCCAAAGAAGAUAGCAGUGGUACUACUCAUCAAUCACUAGAAACAAUUGCCAAGGCUAGGAAUAAGGUUAACAGCUAUAAACACAUAUUUUUGGAUUGAAAUAUAUACAUUAAUCCCAGAUAAAUGAUCCUUGUUUAGUAACUUUGAAGUUGAUUAUAGAUGGUGUUUGCAGUAUUUUAUGCAAGGGGCAUAGAGAGUGUUGUGAUUCCAAGGACAGAUAAGCUGCAGUCCUCAAAUGCCUUGUUUCUGGAUUGGUGCCAUUGACUUCUAUGGGAUGACUGCUGAGGAAGCCAUUGGGGAAUGGAGCAUUACAGCCCUGUCUUCAAGAACAGCUGGUGCUACUCUGUCUACAGGAAGAAUGAGUUAAACUGGAUGACCUUCCUCUCUAGAGGGUUUCCAGCAAUAUAAUAUACUGGAGGGUUCUUGGAACUGGAUUGUACAACAAAUAGUCUGGAUCUACUAACAAAAGACAGCACAAGGACCAACUAGACGCAUCAUUUGCAGUGGAGAGUGGAGCAGCAGGGAAACUACUUAAUCCUCUCCCUGCCUGCAACUGUUUCCCUCCAGAUCAACCCCUCCAAGUUGCACCCCCUCCCCACAGGGGAAAAUGACCAUCAGAAAAAGGGUUUAACAUCUCCUCCCUACAACUGCUGCUGCUCUGCUGCUUCCUACCCAUUCCAGAAGCUGUUUGGGGGGUUUAAAAAAAUACACUGAGAGAAAGUUAAAACACCUGCAUUCAACAUUUAGUUUUGUCCUUAGCUGGCACAAAUACUGGCAUUAAGAGACUUCUGUCAUAAGCAUAAUGUUCAGUAAAUCAUGCUUAAAUCAAAAUAAAAGGCAGAUGGCACAUUUGACGUA
Messenger RNA from Hemicordylus capensis (graceful crag lizard), 4172 nucleotides. It is a transcript of the gene COLEC12, whose product is annotated as collectin subfamily member 12. Gene Ontology annotation, molecular function: low-density lipoprotein particle binding; pattern recognition receptor activity. NCBI's taxonomy places the organism in Eukaryota, Metazoa, Chordata, Lepidosauria, Squamata, Cordylidae. The transcript is spliced from 9 exons. The record is from RefSeq and is a predicted model, not a curated record. Bases 546 to 2735 code for a protein of 729 amino acids.